Condylostylus longicornis is the source of this 2018-nucleotide messenger RNA. Its product is annotated as nuclear transcription factor Y subunit gamma-like. Gene Ontology annotation, cellular component: CCAAT-binding factor complex; nucleus. The transcript has 4 exons. NCBI's taxonomy places the organism in Eukaryota, Metazoa, Arthropoda, Insecta, Diptera, Dolichopodidae. Gene Ontology annotation, molecular function: DNA binding; DNA-binding transcription activator activity, RNA polymerase II-specific; protein heterodimerization activity. The coding region runs from base 389 to 1831 and encodes 480 amino acids. The record is from RefSeq and is a predicted model, not a curated record. Gene Ontology annotation, biological process: regulation of DNA-templated transcription.
AUUGCUAUUGGCUAUCAAAAUUUAUAACAAAUUUAAAAAAAAGCGAUAUACAAUAUAAACAAAAAGUUACCGUUAAUAAUAAAGAAUUCUAACUUUAAUACAAGAUACUAAAAUUAAUUGUGAGUUCAGUUUCCAAGAUUUGUAAAAAGCAUCCCUUGCUAUGCAAUCUGAAAACUACAUGAGUUUUUGCUGUGUAUUAUUUCUUUAGCACGGUCAUAUUUUUAAUACAAAAAUAAUGGGCCAGAAGAUCAUCAGAAGAAUGAAAUAAUCAUUGUUAAAUAGUUGUUGGAUAGUUUCUAACAAAUUUAUUUAUAAUUUUAUUAAGAGUAGUAAUUAAGUAGGUAUAAAAAAAUCAAGAACGACGGCGACAACAACAACAAUACAUAUUAUGAUGAACAAUAGGGAACCAGAAACUAUUACUAUAUCUUUGGAUGAACAUGAUGUUAAGUCUUUAAUUAAUUCUGUUGUCCAUCAACAACAUCUUUUAACUCAACAAGCUCAAACUCAAGCGCAACAACAAAAUACACAACAAAGACAAAUGCAACAACCAACUCAACAUCAGCACCAUCUUACAGUACAACAACCACAGCUUAUUAGGCAACAGCCACAGCAACAGCAACCUACAAUAUCAAUCAUACCACAUCAGGUCCCAAUAUCUGUUAGUUCUACAGUAGUUCCAUCAACAUCUGCUUUAACAACUGGUGCAACAACGAUUCCAGUUGUUCAGUCGGGAGGUAGUGGAGGUAGGAAACGAAAACCAAAGUUAAACCAAAAACUUGGACAAUUGUCACUAGAUGAAUAUUGGCCGACCGUUCUGGAAGAAGUGAAGGAAUUAAAGCAAGUUGACGCAAAAAAUCAAAAUUUACCAUUAGCCCGAAUAAAGAAAAUAAUGAAAUUAGAUGAAAAUGCAAAGAUGAUUGCCGCGGAAGCUCCUUUGUUGUUUGCCAAAGCAUGUGAAUAUUUCAUUCAAGAAUUAACUUUAAGAGCAUGGCAUCAUACUGAAGAAAAUAAAAGACGAACGCUACAACGAAGUGAUAUUGUAACUGCUAUUUCACGUUGUGAUCAGUUUGAUUUUUUGAUUGAUAUAGUGCCACGUGAAGAAAUUAAAUCAGCAACGUGUGAAACAACACCUGAAUACACAAGUUCAGUAAUUAAAGCUGAAGCAAAUUUAGCUGAUAUGAAAAAGGCAUCUACGGUAGUGGCUACAGCAGGAGCGACAACCUCAAUAUCUGAUCCAAUUCAGUAUUUGCUGCAAUUAGGUAGUACGACAAAUAGCUCUGUCCAACCUGUUGCUCAAAUAAUACAUUCAAGUGGGACAGCGAAUUCAAAUAUUCAAGCGGUUCCACUAAAUCAGCAACUGAUUACUAGUGGACCACCUGCUUUAACGCCAAUUAGUGUUAUGCCACAAAAUAUUAUAAUUAAUCCUCAAGCUCAAGCGAAUUUGGUUAAUACGAUACAACAGCAAGCUGCAGCUGUGAAUGCUGUUCAAGCAGGAUCUCAGCAAACUCAACAAACGACGCAACCACAUCCGGUACAACUGUAUCAACAGAUAAUUGGGCCUAAUGGAGAAAUUCAAACGGUUCCGAUUUCACUACCUCAAAACCAGCUUAGUUUUAUAAGAAUUCAGGGCGCUAAUACCGGGAAUUCCAACCAACAAACUCAACCUCAAUUUAUCAUACAACAACCAACCGGAACAAUACAAGUUGCUGCUUCAAGUGCAUCGACAGCUGCUCAACCCUCUACAAGUCAAGGUAUUUUUGUUAACCAGAGCACGUUACAACCGGUAUUAAAUAAAGGAAAUGUUAACGUUACAAAUUUUAGGACGAAUUAAGGGGUAGAUAAUUAAGAUAUUUGUUUUAAAACAACACAAAAUAUACAUAUAAUUGUAAUGGUUUUGUUUAAACUUAAGUUGUAAGUUAUUAAUUUGAAAUAGAAUAGAAAAAGAUAAAGUCAUAUCUUAAUUUUUUAGUGAUAUUUUUUAAAAUUUUUUUAGAAAAGAUAAUUUCUAUUUUUAUAUA